Messenger RNA from Suricata suricatta (meerkat), 1404 nucleotides. RefSeq names its product heparan sulfate-glucosamine 3-sulfotransferase 2 (gene HS3ST2). The record is from RefSeq and is a predicted model, not a curated record. The transcript has a single exon. Gene Ontology annotation, molecular function: [heparan sulfate]-glucosamine 3-sulfotransferase activity. Lineage: Eukaryota; Metazoa; Chordata; Mammalia; Carnivora; Herpestidae. Bases 38 to 649 code for a protein of 203 amino acids.
GGUCUGACCGUGUGCCGCUCUGCCCCACAGGAGCCUGAUGCCCCGGACCCUCGAGAGCCAGAUCACACUGGAGAAGACGCCCAGCUACUUCGUCACUCAGGAGGCCCCUCGCCGCAUCUUCAACAUGUCCCGGGACACCAAGCUGAUCGUGGUCGUGCGGAACCCGGUGACCCGGGCCAUCUCGGAUUACACGCAGACGCUCUCCAAGAAGCCGGACAUCCCCACCUUCGAGGGCCUCUCGUUCCGCAACCGCACGCUGGGCCAGGUGGACGUGUCGUGGAACGCCAUCCGCAUCGGCAUGUACGCGCUGCACCUGGAGAGCUGGCUGCGCUACUUCCCGCUGGCCCAGAUCCACUUCGUCAGCGGCGAGCGGCUCAUCACCGACCCGGCCGGCGAGAUGGGCCGGGUCCAGGACUUCCUGGGCAUCAAGCGAUUCAUCACGGACAAGCACUUCUACUUCAACAAGACCAAAGGAUUCCCUUGCUUGAGGAAAACGGAGUCGAGCCUCCUGCCUCGGUGCCUGGGCAAAUCGAAAGGCAGAACUCAUGUACAGAUCGACCCCGAAGUGAUAGACCAGCUGCGGGAAUUUUAUAGACCUUAUAAUAUUAAAUUUUAUGAAACUGUUGGACAGGACUUCAGGUGGGAGUGAGCCACCGCGACGCAAGGGCGUCUCGUCCUCCAGGGCUUUGCCCGGAGAGCCUGUGAGCCUCGGCCCCCCGCAAACCCAGGCUCCAGCCCCCUUUCCCGGCUCAGGCUCCAUCAUCCUGGAACCGGGAAGCCCAGCGGAGGCCACGAGACCAGGGUCCCAGCCGCCAGCUCUCCCCGGUCUGUCUAGGCAGCGUUGACCUGCUUCAGGCACGCCCAGUCCAUCGCGAAUCCUUUCCCUUCAGCCCAUAAGAGGCCUUGGGAAACUGCUCUAACAAGAGCAGAUCUUCUGAUUACGAUAGGUAUUGUCAGUGGUGAUGGUUCUGUCGCUGCGCACACAGCAGUCUGUCCCCGUCACUGUCCACCCGGAGUGGCCUUGCUAAUUGCGCGUGGCAUGUACCUCCCCACCGAGCUUCACUCUCCCUAGCCACCCUGGGGGGUGGGGUCGGAGCCCAUCCUCUUCCUCCUGACCUUACAGCUCAUCGAGACAUGGCAGAGCCCGAAGCACCCCGUGGCCACGCCUAGGCGACAGACCCUUUGAUGAUGAAAUAAACCAGAGAUUUCAAAGCCUGUGGUCUCAACUCUGCUUGCGGGGUAACUGUCUUUGAAAACCUCUUUGUGGCCCUCCCUGCUCCCUGUGGACAAAAGCACAUUAAUUCUGCUGUUACGGGUACCUUCCUCACGCGAGCUUUCAUGUUCAGCAUGCAAAGGAAUCAUGCUUGUCCAUGUGAAAUAAAUAUGCCUCUCUCGUGUCCUUAA